CGCAGGUGUGCGCGGAGGCAGCGGGUCUGUUCGGUUCUGGUGCGGGGCUAUGCAGCAUGGCCGAGCCGCCCGGCGCUCCGCACCGCACCACUGGCUCCACAUUGCUGCACCCGCUGAGCGGGCUGCUGGGCAUCCCACUGGACCAGAUCAAUUUUGUAGCCUGUCAACUCUUUGCUCUUCUGGCUGCAUUUUGGUUUCGUAUUUAUUUGGGUCCCAGUCAUGCCAGCUCUGCUGUUCGCCAUGCGUUUGCCACCCUCUUUGGAAUAUACUUUGCUGUCUUCUGCUUUGGGUGGUAUUCCAUUCAUCUUUUUGUCCUGGUGAUGAUGAACUAUGGCAUUAUGAAUAUGGCAAGUAUUCCCAACAUCCACAGGUACUCCUUUGUUGUAGCUAUGGGAUACCUCACGUUGUGCCACAUAAGCCGAAUAUACAUAUUUCAUUACGGUAUUCUCACUACAGAUUUUUCCGGUCCUCUGAUGAUAAUUACACAGAAGAUCACAACACUUGCAUGCCAGUUACACGAUGGAAUAGGGCGACAAGCUGAGGAACUCACCGCUGAGCAGAAUCGCCUUGCUGUAAAGUCAAGACCUUCUUUACUGGAGUAUUUAAGCUAUCUCCUCAAUUUUAUGAGCAUCAUAGCUGGGCCUUGCAGCAAUUACAAGGAUUAUAUAGCCUUCAUUGAAGGGAGGCAUGUGCACAUGAAACUGUUAGAAGUGAACUGGAAGCAGAAGGGUUAUGACAGACUUCCUGAUCCUUCUCCAACUGGAGCAGUGAUGUACAAGCUGUGUAUCACACUAGUAUCUCUCAUUUUAUUCUUGACACUUACCAAGAGCUUUCCUAUGGCAUAUAUUAUUGAUAACGAAUUUCUUGAUAAAACACCCUUCUUGUCAAGACUUGGUUACCUGUAUGUUGUAGCACAGGCAGCAAAACCAAAGUAUUACUUUGCAUGGACAUUAGCAGAUGCAGUCAACAAUGCAGCUGGUUAUGGAUUCAGUGGAGUUGAUGAAAGAGGCACUUUCCACUGGGACCUGUUGUCCAAUUUGAAUAUCUGGAACAUUGAGACUGCAACAAGUUUUAAAAUGUACAUUGAAAACUGGAACAUUCAGACAGCUGCCUGGCUAAAACGCGUCUGCUAUGACAGAGCUCCCUGGUACCCUACAGCUUUAACAUUUAUCCUGUCGGCCCUGUGGCAUGGUAUCUAUCCUGGGUAUUAUUUUACGUUUCUCACUGGAAUCCUUAUCACACUUGCAGCCAGAGCAAUAAGAAACAAUUUUAGACAUUACUUUCUAUCUUCAGUGCCUCUCAAGAUAGCCUACGAUGUUAUCACCUGGGUUGUCACUCAACUGGCAGUGUGCUAUACUGUUGCACCAUUUGUUAUGCUGGCUGUUGAACCCACUAUUAAGUUUUACAAGUCUAUGUAUUUCCACAUGCACAUUCUAAGCAUCUUGGUUUUGCUCUUGCUGCCAAUCAGACCUCAAGCUCACUCCAUAAGAAAGGCUCAGAAUGAGGCCAUGCUGAACUCUGUUAAAAGAAAAGACAAAUGAUGACUACAAGGAAAAUUGCCAACACUGGGAAAUCAAGCUGUCAUAUUGGAAACAAAGAAAGAAGAAAACUGGGUGGGAUGAGGGUCAAACUACAAGACAAGUGGCAUUUCUAUUGCUUAUCUUAAAAUCUUACUGGACAGGGCAGAAAAGAGCCUGAAUGACUAUAUUUCAGAUUAUUUCAGUUAACAGAGAUUUUGCAGGCAAUGUUUACAGGCUCCUUGGGCAUUUUGACUUUUUUAAUAAAUAUUUUUAUGAAGUGUUUUUAUAUAUUUAAGCUUUUUCAGAGGCAUUUUUGCUCUUUUACAGAAAUAUGCAACUAUUAAUCAAUAAAUAAUCUUGUGAUUAGAGGACAGGAAGCAGCUUGUAAAGAGUUAGACCAGCUGCCUGAUAGCCUGGUGCUGUGGGCAGCUGGCAGGGGAAGCUUUUCAUCUUUUGGCUAUAGAAAGAGAUAGUGCAAGUAGAAAACUACAGACAUGGGGUUGCUCAAGGUGCUGGCACUGACUUUGGCCCUGGCAGGGAGAAGGGGGAACAGGGCUUUCCUAGGCAAUCUCCAGAGCAGGGACUGCAGCCUGAGCUUGGUAGCAAGAGUAUUUCACGUCCUUCAGUGUGACACCUGCUGGCAAUGAAGGUGAGACAAGUCCCUUGGGGAAUAGGUAUUGGGAAACACUUGCAACUGGCAAAGCCAAAAUCUAAAACCAAAUAAAAGUAAAACAAAGGCAUGGGGAAACCCAGCCUAGAGUGAAAUAAGUGAUAUUUGCCCUGUGGUCUGUAGAGUUGUACUUAUCUAAUGACACAGCUGAUGCUUGUUGCUACAUCAGCUUUACUUUGUAGUUUCAGCAUGAUGCAGCACUUCCAUUUUAGUAUCAAAAUAACUGGGGAGUCAUGCAGGUUUAGUGUUUUAAGGCUUGCAGUUAUGGGUUAAAUCUGGAGAAGGUUUUUAAUGGAUCAGACUGUUCUACUCAGAAACUUCCAGUCUCAUGGAGUGGUUACUUUGCAGGAGGAUGACACAAAUCUGAAACCUGAACAGUAAUUAUCAUAAUCAUAAUAAGUCAUCCUCUGCAAAAUAUGUGUUGUGAUAUGAGCAUCACAAGAGUCUAGACCAAGUCCUUAUAUGAUCUUGACAUGUGGCUUGGCCUGUUUAUGCAAGUUGCCCUGCUUGUAAAGUCCUUGGCUUACAGAGAUAUUUUGCGACUUUAAUUUCUAAGAGCUUAUUUGUGCAUUGAGAUAACCUGUAAAAUGCUGUGUCAGGGGGGUUUAAUUUUUUUGAAACCCACUUACCCCAAUAGAACAAGCUAUUGUGACACAUCAAAACCAACUAAGACAUUUUUUAAAUGACUGAGGAAUGUGUUUGUUAGGAUUUUGUAGAAGCAAUUCUCAUGUUAAAGUAUUGGUGUAACCACUGCUUUAUGGUCAUUUAAUUGAUGUGUGAAUCCACAAAGAAUCUGCUGUUUACUACAUUCUGAUUUUUGUGUCGGAUUAAAAUUUAGCAGAAUCCUAAUGUUUUGGGAAGAAACAAAUCAGUGAAACCAAAACAAGUUCCAUAAAAAAGGUUGAUUUUUUUUUUUUUUUCCUGAGGGAAUAUUUUAUCCUGUGACCACCUCAGAACGUAGAGCACAGUUCAUGGCAGGGUAUAUUUGGCAAUAUAUUUUGAGGGCAAUGUGGGAUUAAAAGGUUGAUCUGAAUAAACAA
This is a messenger RNA of Melopsittacus undulatus (budgerigar), 3230 nucleotides long. RefSeq names its product membrane bound O-acyltransferase domain containing 1 (gene MBOAT1). The coding region runs from base 57 to 1541 and encodes 494 amino acids. Lineage: Eukaryota; Metazoa; Chordata; Aves; Psittaciformes; Psittaculidae. Gene Ontology annotation, cellular component: membrane. The record is from RefSeq and is a predicted model, not a curated record. Gene Ontology annotation, biological process: lipid modification. The transcript is spliced from 13 exons. Gene Ontology annotation, molecular function: acyltransferase activity.